AUGGCGCAAUUGGUAGUGGAAACUGAUAGCAAACCGUGUAUGGCUGGUGAGCAUCACACAACGCCGAAGAAAAAAGUAACUUUGGCACUGGCGGGCUGCGGCAAUAACAAUACAAGCCCGGGAAAUGAUUCAAUAUUUCGCACGUUGGAAAACUUUACCGCGCAAAAUUGUGAAACAGUCAGCGCCAUGCUUCCAACGAUCAGGGAUUUCUGCAUUUUAAAGCCAAUCAGCCGUGGAGCAUUCGGAAAGGUGUUUUUGGGCUGUAAAAAUAGUGACCCAAACAAACUUUACGCCAUCAAGGUAAUGCAGAAAACGGAAAUGAUUAACAAAAACAUGGUGUCUCAGGUGAUAACGGAACGGAACGCUUUGGCGCUCUCGCGAAGUCCAUUUUGCGUGAAUCUGUAUUAUUCGCUUCAAACUCUGUCCUCUGUGUACCUUGUUAUGGAAUAUAUGGUUGGUGGGGAUCUCAAGUCUUUGUUAACAAUGUUUGGCUUCUUUGAUGAAGUUACGGCGCGAUUUUACGCCGCUGAAAUUUGUCUAGCACUGCAGUACCUGCACGGACACGGGAUCGUCCAUCGUGACAUUAAGCCGGACAACAUGCUCGUUGCCGCUUCCGGGCAUGUUAAGCUAACCGAUUUUGGCCUCAGCCGUAUCGAAAUGCGACGAGAUCUCGAGAUCUCGGACUUGAUCAACUGUUCGCCAAAUCUGAACGCUCGCACGCCUGGUCAAUUACUUUCGCUAACAUCGCACCUGUCGUUCGGUUCGCAUGAUAAACGUAUUGCAGCAGAUGCGAUCGCCACUGUCGGUAGCACUAAUUUGCCAAACAGGGGGCAGAUUUCUGACCACGAAUCGGACAGUUCAUUUGGAAAUUCAAAACAACAGAACGACAGCAAAAUGUCUGGUGUGAGUCCGUUUUUUUCCGCUGAGCAGAAUGUUAGCACAGUCGAGGAAUUGAAGUCUCGUAGCGAAGGAACGAUUUUAGAGGAAAAAUUUGAUUCUUCCUCGUACUACACGUGCAAUUCCAGCGAGGACGGCAAAACCAGCUCCAGUGGAAGCUACGAAUCGGUGCAAGAAGUCCGCUUGCGGUUGGUGAAGACUGAUGCUCCGACGAAUGAAAAAGAGAAUGUCGAUAGCAUCAAUUGUGCCAACGAAAAGGAGGGAAUGAUGAAGGAUCCAUUCGAGUGUUUAAUGGUUUCCAAAAAACUUUAUCGUAACUAUACGGAAGAUUCCGGUGUGUCCAGUAGAAAGAGUGACAUUUCAAACAUACCAUACGAAAUAUCAGCAAUCGAGAAGGUUGAAUCCUCGAAUCACACCAAUAAGGAUGAAAAUUUUAGUUCCGAUUUUUCCCGAAGUUACAGCCUAAGCAAUAUAACCGAAUCUUCACAUUCUCCUGUGAGACAUGGAAUUCGGGCGUUUAAAAGACCAGAAUAUUUCAGAGGUAUCAAGAGGGGCCGCCAUCUGGUAAGCCGAGUGGAUUCCCUGGCUUCCGAAUCAGAAGCUGCCAGUACCGGGUUAACGCAGGAGAUCGAUGUGCUGGAUAUUUGCGGCGAAGUGCACCGUAGCACACCUAAGAAACGAAAGGCAACCUCGCCAAUUAAGGGUGUGCUGAAAGUGCGCUCGUUAUCCGACGAUGAGUUGCAAACCGGCGAGAAUGCGAUCGCUAACGUUAUGUUCUCGACUCCUGUGUCUUCGCAAAAGAUACGCCGCGAAGGUGGCCAGCUGGGGAAGCUAAAAAGUACUCGUUUCCAGCUACCAUCUUCGAUUGAGCAGUCCCGAAAAAUCAAAACCUCAGGCGAAGCCCUUCCGCCCCAUUUCAUGAAAAUGCCGGACGAAUCUGUGAUGUCACCAAUAUGUACGACCAAUAUUACGGCCGGCGGUGAAGCUUGUGUACCAGUGGUUGAAAACACACCGAAAGCAAUUAAAACUCCAUUCCGUACUCCAAAGUCGGUGCGUAGGGCUCCGAUGGGGUCUGAUGAACGAAUACUGGGCACACCGGAUUAUCUCGCACCCGAGCUGCUGUUACAGCAAGGCCACGGUCCGGCGGUGGACUGGUGGGCGUUAGGCGUUUGCUUAUAUGAAUUUCUGACCGGAGUGCCUCCGUUCAAUGACGAGACACCACAGAAGGUGUUUGAAAAUAUUCUCGGGCGGAACAUCGAAUGGCCGACGGGCGAAGAAUCGCUGUCAACGGAGGCGGUCGAUGUGGUUGAGCAACUGCUGGAAAUGGAUCCUACAAAACGACCAGCUGCCGAACAAAUGCAACAAAUGGCGUACUUUUCGAGUGUCGAUUGGAAAAACAUGGGCUCGAUGGAACCACCUUUCAUUCCGAAUCCGGAUGAUCCGCUGGACACUGGAUACUUCGAGGCACGUAACGUUUUGCAGCACUUGAAGCUGUCCAAUUUUAAUAUGGAUGCGUUUUGA
Molecule: messenger RNA, 2418 nt
Organism: Anopheles nili
Lineage: Eukaryota; Metazoa; Arthropoda; Insecta; Diptera; Culicidae
Gene: gwl
Product: serine/threonine-protein kinase greatwall
Exons: 5
Coding region: 1-2418 (805 amino acids)
Biological process (GO): peptidyl-serine phosphorylation; intracellular signal transduction
Cellular component (GO): nucleus
Molecular function (GO): ATP binding; protein serine/threonine kinase activity
Source: RefSeq, a predicted model, not a curated record